Didymodactylos carnosus is the source of this 234-nucleotide messenger RNA. NCBI's taxonomy places the organism in Eukaryota, Metazoa, Rotifera, Eurotatoria, Philodinida, Philodinidae. The record is from the annotation of a GenBank genome assembly.
AUGCGUCCACCGGUCAUUGAACAGCCACCAAUUACGAAAAUAAAUCUGGAUGGUGAAACAGGACAGCUUUUAACAGGUGAAGAAACAGUACGUCAGAUGAAGGAGAAGGAGGAGCACGCUGCCAAUAAGGUAAAGCCGGUUCAGAAAAGCACUUCAUUAGAACAAAAACAAAAUUUAAAAGCAAAGAAAUUGCCUACAACUGAAGAUGAAAUGUUAUGUCAGCUGAUAUCUUGA